AUGGACGGAGGCGUCGAGACUUAUCAGCUGUCCGGAGCUGUACACGAUGUCUUGUCGUCAAAGGAGAAGUUGGUAGCGGACACGGUGGACGAGCACGGCAAAGCACUGAGAUCUCUGUACGGGAUGCUGAAGCGGAAACGGGACGAGGGAUCAGACCUCCCAGACAUGGACAACAUGGAGGAGGUGCUUGAGCCCGGGGUUGCAGAGGCGUUCGAUGGAUGGAAGGACGAGUAUAGGCUCGAGGCUGGACCGUCCCGGAUAGCAUCACUCUCGCUCCCAUCAGUGCCGCCUCCAUCACCGCCGAAGGGUGUCAUCGCUUUCCCGGACGAAGCGCCCGUUGAGCCUGCGCCGGUGCCUGAAGUAUCUGCAAACGUUGGUGUUUCGACCAGGAGCAGCCGAUCAAGCUCACGAGUGGGCACACCGGCACUGAACGUCUCGUCACCGAGGCAGACUCGCUCAUCUCGACCGUCGUCACCGAAGCCACCACCGCAGGCGACUGUUUCGUUGAACGACAUUCUGCCGCGUCGGACACCAGGGGCUUUGGACGGUUCGCUUGACGUCCCGCCGUGGGAGCCAGUGGACAACUACAGCCCCGCAGAGGAACCUCAGCCGAACCAGACCAUGAAGGUGCUGAUGCCUCUGGAGAACGACUACGCCUCUCAGAUCCCUCGGCUCCCGGCCUUCCCUCCCGGUGUCCACCGUCAUCGCAAAGGCAACAAGGGCGACUCGGGGCGGAUCGACUCGUUCAAGCUCAGUCUCAUGUACAACCUCAACCCGCUCAGCAACGGAGUGUCACGAUCGCCCAAGUGUGUACUUACCUCGGAUUGGAGAGUCGCACAGGCUGAGCUUCGUCUUAUUCGUACCAUGGAGAGGAUAGAGGCGAAGAAGGCUAGUGGCCGCUGGAGUCUGAGACAGCCCAAGAAGCACCGUGGGCCGCCGGUCCCCAAGUCUCACUGGGACUGGUUGCUGGACGAGAUGGAAUGGAUGCAAGUCGACUUCUCAGAAGAGCUGCGAUGGAAGCGGGUCGUCGCCCGUGAGAUUGCAUACCAAAUUGUUGAGUGGCACCUCGCCUCCCCCGAAGAGAAGGCCGAGCUCAUGGUGGGAGGGCGAGGCUGGGGUUCAGCGAGGAACGAUCCUGUUCCCGGACGACCAGCACCCUUAGAAGCGGAUAAGACCGCGGAGGACGACGUGGAGAUGCUCGUCGGGCAGGAGGACGCAGAGAUGGCCGAGGCGGAAGCUGAGGCUGACCGCAUCGACCCGUCUGGUGCCGACGUGCUCGAUGACAUUGAGAACAAGGAGAAGGCGGAAGCGAAGGAGGACGAGCCCCACGUUAAGAUCGAGGCGGACGAUGACUCCGGAUCGAAAGACGCUGAGGGUGAAGAGGACGCGGACGGAGAGGAGGAUGCGGACGGUGAAGCCGAUGCCGAUGGCGAAGUCGAUGCGGACGGAGAAGAGGACGCCGAUGGCGAGGCCGAUGCCGACGGGGAGGCUGACGCUGAGGGUGAGGACGAGGGCUUCGGUCUUGAAGACAUCGCCAAUGCAGCCAACGAGACGCCCGCCGACAAGGCUGAGGAGAAGCCCGACGUUGAGGGUACCGUUCUGCCCAAUGGCCUCGUCCUCAGCAAGCGCUUCUCAACCGUAGAAGAGCUUGCGACAGCUCGCCGACCACUCCUCUAUAUGCCCGCCGAAGCGCCCACGGCCGAUCUCUCUACUCUCCCGUCACUCGCCGCCAAGAAGGAGGGCCCUGCUUCGCCGCCCGUUGAAGAAGACCCGCCAUCUCUACAGGAGCUCUUCCCCGACCUCGCUCUCUACGGUGGACCGCAGCCGCCUUCAGCUGAGGAUACGAAGAUUCACAAGCGAAGCGACGAGAGCCACACUCGUAUGGCCCACACCACUCGCCUGCUGGAUGUUCGACCUGUCUUCGUUUCUCAUCUGCAGCCGGCAAAGAAUCACUUCGACAAGGACGGAGACUGGGACCUGCGUGAGGGACCUUGGUACGAGGACGCGAAGGGAGCGGCGGACAUUGCGCCGGAAGUGGUCACUUCCAUCUCUACUUUCUUCAGUGGCCGCGGCGUUCGGCCUCUCAACUUGCAGCCCUACAACCCUCAGCCUAAACCUGAGAACACGCGACCUGAACCGACGUGGGCGCCGGAAGAGGACAAGAUCCUGCUGCGUCUGGUCACUACGUACCCCUACAACUGGCAGCUGAUCGCGGACGCUUUCAACUCUGAGCGCGUCACGAUUCCCUCGGACCGCAGGACGGCCUAUGAUUGCUACGAUCGCUGGAACACAACUUGGGGGCCCGCGAAGAACCAGCCGAAGCCCGCAGAGACUCCCGCGGCGACGGGGGCGGCCGGCGCUGUCGGAGCUGCUACAGCGCCAGCUUCAGCCGCCGCUUCCGGCGCUGCCACAGCGGCCGCAACUCCUGGAGCCACCAAGGCCACGCCUGGAUCUGCCACUCCCGCAGCCGGUACGCCGGCUGCCAACGGCGCCGCGCCCCCAGCUCAGCCGAUGGAGCCGCCGCCUCCUCCCGGACUGUCCAAGCGGGAAGCUCGAGCUGCAAAGAUGCAACGCUACGAGGGCUCGACCAAGAAGGCGAUCCGUCAUCAGGCGCUCUACGACGCCAUUCGUAGGCUCUCUCGUCGGCGUGACAACAAGGGCAAGGAGAACCUGAAGGACCAGGAGCCUCGCGAGAUCACAGUGCAUGAGAGCCACUCAACGAUCGCCAACCCCAACGGUCAACCUCCGACACCCUUCGAACUAGUCGAGGCCAAGUACCAGCGUGAUCUUCGCAUUCACGAGGCACAGCAGCAGCGUCGCCUCCUCGCCGAACAGCAUCGCCAGCAGCAGCUGCGACAGCAACAGGCUGCACUUCUGCAACAGCAGCAGCAAGGUCAGCUAUUGCAGCAGCAACAGGGCCAGGCUCGACCGCCUGCGGCCGCUGUCCCUGGAGCCGCCGCCACUCCAAACGUCGCUGCGAACACGCCUCGUAUCGGACCUAACGGUCAGCCGAUCAACAUGGCGCCUAGCCAACAGCAAAUUCUUAAUGCUGUUGCCGCUGCCACCGCUGUCAACGGACGCGCUGGUCAGAUUAACGGUGCGACACCGACUCAGAACGGCACGCGGCCGCCGCAGGUUGCCCUCACGCAGCAGCAGCAAAUUCAGCUUCUGCAGGCUCAGCAGGCUGCAGCAGCGCAACGUCAGCAGCAGGCUCAGGCGCAGGCUGUCCAGCAAGCGCAAGCUCAGGCUCAAGCGCAAGCCCAGGCGCAGGCUCAGGCUCAGGCUCAGGCGCAAGCACAUGCUCAGGCUGCUGCUCGAGCAAGCGUUCAGAGCACGCCGCAGCCGCAGCCCGCGACCCUCGCCUCCCCGUAUGCCUCCGCCAACUCGGAGGUGGCGAAUGGCACGGUCGGUGGUAACGCCUCGCCUGUUGUCCAUGCUUCGCCUCAGCAGGUUCAGGCUCAGCAGCAACAGCAGCAGCUCACCCAGGCCCAGGCUCAGCUGCAGGCUGCUCAAGCCGCCCAGCAGGCUGCACAGGCGCAGGCUCAGGCUCAAGCCGUCCAGCAAGCGCAGGCUGCGCAGGCCGCUGCCAUGGGCCGCGUGGCCUCUGGCGUGCCGAUGCAGAUGCAGCAGCAGAUGAGGCCACCACAGGCAUCCCCCUCGCUGCCGAACCAGAUGACGCCUGCUCAGCAGCAGCAAUUCCAGCAGAUCAUCGCCACUCUCACCGCUCAAGGCCAGCAGCCGACGCCGGAGAACAUUCGCGCCGUCCACCUGCAGAUGAUCCGCAAUGCGCAGGCCCAACAGGCGGCGCAGCAAGCCGCCGCCGCACAGGCUGUUCAGCAGCAGCAGGCCGUCCAGGCUGCCCAGCAGGCGGCGCAGGCUCAGGCGCAAGCCCAGGCACAAGCGUUGGCUGCCGCAGCCAGUCAGCAGGGCACGCCGCAGAUGGGCGUCGCACAAUUACAGGUCGGAACAGUAAGUUCUCUAACCUAA
Messenger RNA from Trichosporon asahii var. asahii CBS 2479, 3987 nucleotides. RefSeq names its product chromatin modification-related protein. Bases 1 to 3987 code for a protein of 1328 amino acids. The record is from RefSeq and is a predicted model, not a curated record. NCBI's taxonomy places the organism in Eukaryota, Fungi, Basidiomycota, Tremellomycetes, Trichosporonales, Trichosporonaceae. The transcript has 4 exons.